UCAUCGCAAUGGCACUGUUGUGGAUUUUCUUUGGUGCAUCCGUAUUGGCAGCCACAACGGUUCAUGUCGCCGGCCAGCUGCAAGGUUUUCUGAGCAUCGACUGCGGCCUGGAUGCCAAAUUCAGCGGGCGCGAGGACACCUCCACAAGGAUCCCCUACGUCUCCGACGGUCGUUACGUCGACGGCGGGGAGAAUCACAGGGUUGCCGCCGAGUUCGAUACUACUAGGAGAACCACAAGCGAUGACCUGCGCACCCUCAGGAGCUUCCCGUCCGGCCUACGGAACUGCUACACGCUCCCCACGGAGAGUGGCGCCAAGUACCUUGUCCGGAUGUUGUUCUUCCACGGGAACUACGACGGCAAGGCCACCCAGUUCGACCUGCACCUUGGCAGCAACUACUGGGACACGACAACGAUCCAGAACACGACUGAAGAGCUCACCUGGUUCUCCGAGGCCAUCUUCAUCGCGUGGACGAGCUGGGUGCCGGUGUGCCUGGUGAACACCGGCAGCGGUACGCCCUUCGUCAACACGGUGGAGCUGAGGCCGCUCGGUGCCUCCCUUUACCCGGACGUCACCAUCCACGAGUCCAUAUCCACGUAUGGACGGGGAAACAUGGGAGGGAACUUUACGCGGUUUCCUGAUGAUCCAAACGACCGCUACUGGGGUUCGAGAACUUGGUCGUUAUGGGAAAAUCAUUCCACCAAAGAAACCAUCCAGCAGGACGACAUCUUCGCGGUCCCCAUGCCAGUUCUUCAGACAGCCGUCACUCGUGUGAACAAUGGCACGGUGCUAAUCGUCAACACAUGGGAUUCGAAUAAAAGACCAUUGAAGUUUAAGUUCAUCCUACACUUUGCCGACAUGCAGAACGCCCAGCCCCGGUUAUUUGACAUCUACCUGAACGCCAAGAAGUUAUACAAGAAUUACAGCCCCCCGUACUUGGUUGCUGAUUAUGUGCGUAGUUCUGAAUGGCAUAGCAAUACAGACGGCCAGUACUUUCUCGGUCUUAUAGCCACCAAUACAUCCAUGCUGCCUCCAAUGGUCAAUGCAUACGAGAUCUACUACCACAUCCCCCACAACACUCCGAGGACGUUCUCCAAAGACUUCGAUGCAAUGAUGGCUAUCAAACUCGAGUAUGGAGUAAAGAAAAACUGGAUGGGUGACCCAUGCUUUCCGGCCAAAUAUGGAUGGAAUGGCGUGAAGUGUAGCAAUGUAACUGAAAACAUUACAAGGAUAAUAUCUCUGGAUCUAUCCAAAAGUAACUUGACUGGAUUGGUAUCUGAUAAUUUCACAUUACUCACAGACCUCCAAUUUCUAGAUUUGUCUGGCAACAGUCUGAAUGGAUCAAUUCCGUAUUCCCUUUGUAAAAGGAAUGCAGGAUCCUUCGUUCUAAGGUAUGAGUUUGGUGAAGAUAUGUGCAAGAAAACAGCAAGCCCGACUCCGACUCCAACUCCGACUCCGACUCCAUCAAAAAAUAAAACAACUAUAAUAUCUAUUUCAAUACUGGUUCCCUUAGUGGCGGUGGCUGUACUUUUUCUUUUGUAUUUUAUCUGGAGAGGGAAGAGAAAACCUAAAUUUUCCAUACAUGAUCCUCCUAGAGAGCCCGAACUUAAGAGUGCCAUUGAAAGUACAAAAAGUCAGGGCGAUCACCUGCAAAACACUGAGAAUCGACGAUUCACAUACAACGAGCUGGAGAAGUUUACUAAUAAAUUCCAACGGUCGAUUGGUAAAGGAGGUUUCGGGCCCGUGUACUACGGCCGUUUAGAAGACAAUACCGCGGUUGCAGUCAAGAUGUGUUCCGAAUCAUCAUCACAUGGGCUUGAUGAGUUCUUAGCAGAGGUCAAUAGCUUGAACAAGGUGCAUCACAGGAAUCUAGUUUCUUUUGUUGGUUACUGCUGGGAGAAAGACCAUUUAGCACUGGUUUAUGAGUACAUGUCCCAGGGCACACUUUAUGAUCAUCUGAGAGGGAAAAAUGGUGUGCAUGAACCCCUGAGUUGGGCGACACGUGUACGAAUCGUGCUCGAAGCAGCACAAGGCCUGGAUUAUCUGCAUAAGGGAUGUAGCUUGCCAAUAAUUCACCGGGAUGUGAAAACCAACAACAUUCUCCUAAAUGAAAAUCUGCAGGCGAAAAUAGCUGAUUUCGGACUUUGCAAGACCUAUGUUAGCGACAACCAGACACACAUAACAACCAUAGCGGCUGGGACAGCAGGUUAUAUGGACCCCGAGUACUACAACACUGGCUGGCUCACUGAGAGUAGCGAUGUCUAUAGUUUCGGUGUUGUUUUACUUGAGGUAGCAACCGGUGAGCCUCCAGUAUUGCCAGGCCAUGGCCACAUCGUCCAGCGUCUGAAGCAGAAGGUUGCCACUGGCAACGUCACCAUGGUGGCUGAUGCCCAUCUUGCAGGUGAGUAUGAUGUCAAUUCCAUGUGGAAACUGGUCGACACCGCCAUGGCGUGCACCGCGGAUGCUGCAGUACGCAGGCCAACAAUGGCGGCCGUGGUGGCACAGCUGAAAGAGAGUCUUGCGUUGGAGGAAGCUCAUGAUGACAACGGUGUCAGGGGAAGCAUCACAAGUGCUACUAGUGCCCAGGUGUCCGCGUUCGGCCCAUCAGCAAGAUGAAUCUGCGAGUUUACCCAGAUGUGUUUCAUUAAUUGCAUCGUUGAUGGGUCACUAUUCUCUUUUUUGGGAUCGCAAGGUUGCAAGGUCUUCAUACAAUAGUGUAUUCUGAUUUAUUUGUCAUGCUAUAAGACAAAAAUUAUAUUUAUGUUGUGGUGUAGUGUGUGAAAUUCGACCAUACACUUUGCAAGAAACAAGGCCUGGGUGAGUUGU
This is a messenger RNA of Hordeum vulgare subsp. vulgare (domesticated barley), 2825 nucleotides long. Its product is annotated as LRR receptor-like serine/threonine-protein kinase IOS1. Lineage: Eukaryota; Viridiplantae; Streptophyta; Magnoliopsida; Poales; Poaceae. The transcript has 12 exons. Gene Ontology annotation, molecular function: protein kinase activity; ATP binding. Gene Ontology annotation, biological process: protein phosphorylation. The record is from RefSeq and is a predicted model, not a curated record. Bases 9 to 2615 code for a protein of 868 amino acids.